AUGGGUUUCUCUCAACUGGCCCUGCUGGCUUGCCUGACCAUUGCAGAAGCGGCAACAACACCAAGAUCCCAGUCACUGCACCGUGUGCACCGAGCAAACGACAGCCUGCCAGCGAUAUUCGGUUCAAAUGGCACCACCAUCCUCAAAGGGACCACUACGGCUCCUGGCGUGGUCAUCCUCGACUACGGUGCUAAUGUCGAAGGCCAUCCCACUUUCGAAGUCCUUUCAGCCACUGGCGAUACGUCUGGUCUAGAGAUCACGUAUAGCGAGACUAGAGCAGUACUAGACAGUUUCUACACCAGCGAUGGUCCAAUCGCUUUGGCCGCAGCUAUGGACACCUACAGAGUCAAUCAGUACAAUGUCACUGGGCCUAUGAUACAUACCAAUCGACUCAUCCAGGGUGGCUUCAGAUACCAGAAGCUCAACCUCUCGACGACAGGCGAACUGGUCUUGAAGAACGUCGGUGUGAGGCCCACGAUCCCGAACAUACCCCUUGAUCAACUACCGGGAUACUUUGAGACCUCGGAUGAGGAGCUCAAUCGAAUCUGGAAGGUUGGAGCGCGGACAGUUCAAUUAAACGACAUUCCUGCGCACUCCAUUCCGGCGUUCUGGCAGGUCUCCUCCGAAGGUUCUCUGGUAGAGAGCCAAGCCCCUCAAGUCCUGUCAGGCGGCGCCGCUGCUGGACUGAUGAGCUACCAGCUUGCAUUCGAAGUCGAGCCUAUUACUAAAGGAUUCGGCUUCUCCGUACUGGCCGACACUCUCAACUCCGGAAUCUACAUCUUCUGCAAUAUUGUCAACGGAUCGAUCUCAGCACACUUCGGAUCCACUGAGGAUUCUCCUCCCCUUGCAUUCGCGGAAUUGCCAGCAAACAUUACCCUUGGUAUCUGGCACAAAGUGGAAGCUACUGUGGAUACGACUGGCAUCGCAGUAUCUUUCAAUAAGGUUCCCGUUCUCGAAUUCUCGCAGACUUCGGCAUUCUUCGGAUCCUUUGGGUUGGGCGCGUCAUUCGGCCACUCUGCCGUGUUUCGCAACUUGUCUGCUACGACUCUAACAGGCCAAUCGAUCUAUUCAGCCUCUUUGACGGACGAGGCGUUCUUGCCGGACUUUCUAAUGGGCACAAACCCGCACGAUACAACGGUCGACGGCUCGAAACGCGACCGCAUUGCGUAUGCCGGCGAUCUAGAUAUUGCGCUCGUAUCCUCGCUGUCGAGUACCAACGGCAUCAGUUACAUCAAAGGCACGCUCGAUCUUCUUGGUUCCUUCCAACUGACCCCAGGAUUCUUCGCACCCACGGCAAAGAUCCAACAAGAGCCACUUGCAUCUCCAGUCGAUGCCAACGUCACUGGCCUGAUUGGCUACUCCUUCAACCUCCUCACCGCAGCUGCAAACUUCUACAUGCGCAGCGGCGACGUCGAUAUGCCAAAGACGUGGGCACCCAAAGCCGUACGCAUGUUGGACUGGGCACACUCUCAAGUCCUGCCCGAAAGCGGGUUGUUGAACAUCACCAACCCUGCCUUGGGCGGCGACUGGAACUAUUACGAUCCAUCGCAGGCGGGUGUUGUUACCAAGUUCAACAUGGUCUACGCAUACGCACUCCAGGAGUGCAUCAGGCUCCUUGCAGACGGUGGCAUCGACACCGAGCCAUACACUACCCGCCUUGAUGCUCUGCGCAUCGCGAUCGACCAGAACCUUUGGUCUAAUGAACUCAACGCCUACUACCUCUCCCAGUCCAUCGACAACAGCUUCGCACAGGACUCGAAUGCCCUGGCCAUUCUCGCUGGUGUGACCAGAUCCAACCACACUCCCUCCCGCGUUCUGAGCACCCUCCGUCAGCUUUCAACACCAAACGGUCCUCUCGCUUUCUCGAACGGAACUAUCGCAGCCGGGUUCUCAAAGUACAUCAGCCCCUACGCAAGCGCCUACCACCUUCGUGCCGCAUUCGAGACCAACGACAGCGAGACGACCAUGGAUCUGCUCAAAAGCCUCUGGGCGCCAAUGGCCGACCCGCAAGGAGCAAACUACACCGGAUGCUUCUGGGAGACCUUGGACGCAGCCGGUGCGCCUGCACUUGGGAGGGGAACUAGCCUCUGCCACGGUUGGGCUGCAGGUCCCACUGGGGAGCUCAGCGAUCAUGUCUUGGGAGUGAAGCCCGUAGCUCCGGGGUACACUGAAUGGCGAGUCGCUCCUGUUACGCUGGACUUGAAGUGGGCUAGGGGCAGAGUCCCUGUGCCGGGUGGCACGAACCACGCGCGGGCAAUUGCUCGUUCAGGCGUUGAUUGGAUAUGCGUCGACACGGAGCACGGCAACAUCAACGACAGCCAAAUGCACGAAGCCGUAACCGCCAUCGCCCACGCGGGCGUAAGCCCUCUCGUCCGCAUCGCCGCCAACGAACCCUGGAUGGUAAAACGCGCCCUCGACAGUGGCGCCCACGGCGUCAUAGUCCCGCUCAUCUACACCGUCGACGACGCCAAAAAGCUCGUUUCCUCCGCCAAAUUCCCGCCAGAAGGAACGCGCGGCUUCGGCUCACCGCUACCAACACAGUGUUUCUCAAAUGAACCACUGACUUACUACCUGCGCCACGCAAAUACUUCGCUCCUCACCAUUGUGCAGAUAGAAACAGCGUCGGCGCUGGCCUGCUGCCGUGAAAUCGCCGCUUUGCCCGGUGUCGACUGUUUGCUGAUCGGGCCCUUUGAUCUUGGUAACAACAUUGGUCAUCCUAUUUUGACUCCGACUAUGGAUAAGGAGUUGGAGGAGGCGAUUGAGACGAUCAAGGAGGCGGCGCAUGCGGAGGGGAAGAAGGUGGCUAUGUAUUGUAACUCGGGCGAGGAUGCGAGGGGAUAUGUGGAGAGAGGGUUUGAUAUGGUAAGUGUGUUGACGGAUCAGAUGGGGAUUACGGGGGCGUUUGAGAGGAGUUUGGGGGUUGCGAGUGGGAAGGUGGAGGGGAGUGGGGUCAAGGGGGUUAAGGGAUACGAUGGCAGGUAG
Molecule: messenger RNA, 2982 nt
Organism: Alternaria ventricosa
Lineage: Eukaryota; Fungi; Ascomycota; Dothideomycetes; Pleosporales; Pleosporaceae
Exons: 4
Coding region: 1-2982 (993 amino acids)
Biological process (GO): carbohydrate metabolic process
Molecular function (GO): catalytic activity
Source: RefSeq, a predicted model, not a curated record